This is a messenger RNA of Pimephales promelas (fathead minnow), 5045 nucleotides long. It is a transcript of the gene ksr1b, whose product is annotated as kinase suppressor of ras 1b. Gene Ontology annotation, molecular function: ATP binding; protein kinase activity. NCBI's taxonomy places the organism in Eukaryota, Metazoa, Chordata, Actinopteri, Cypriniformes, Leuciscidae. Gene Ontology annotation, cellular component: cytoplasm. The record is from RefSeq and is a predicted model, not a curated record. Gene Ontology annotation, biological process: Ras protein signal transduction; protein phosphorylation.
AAACUUAUGUGAGCGCUUCUCUCAGGGCUUCGCGGGAUAUACACAACGUUUGAUGCGGAACAAGCUGACAAGGCGUUCUGUCUUGCUGUCAAACCAGACCACGAGUAUUGUUUGAGGAGUAUGCUUGCGUUCUGAACUAUUAGGCUACAAUACUCAUUUGGGGUAGGACUGUCAUCUCCGUUUAGUCUACAUGCGCUCACAAUAAACAUGUCUUUGGACUAGUGUUUGCUGUAGUUCGCGCUCAUGCCCCUAAACCCGUGCCAAUGCCGAGGAAUGGAUACUGUCUCUAGCAAAGGGGGGAACAUGGUCGCAAGUGACGAGGAGCAUCUGGACGGGAGCGAUGGCAGUAACGCGGGGAUGGACGCGCUUCACCAGUGCAAACUCAUCCAGAACUUGAUCGAGAUCUCCAUCUCUAGUCUGAAGGGGCUCCGGACCAAGUGCGCCGCAUCUAACGACCUGACCCAACACGAGAUACGCGCUUUUGAGGUGAAGCUGGUGAAGUACAUCAGUAAACAGUUGGAGUGGAAGCAGAGUGUUCCAGAGAGUGAGCGACCACUGGUGCUGGACUCUUACCCACACCUCACAGACUGGCUCCACACCAUCAACCUCCGGACAGAACUCAUAGAGGCAGUCCCUGCGAAACUGUCCCUGGAUGCUCUGCUGCAAAUGUCCAGUGCCCAGGUGGAAGACACCAUGAAAAGACUGGGCUCUAGCAGUGAGGAGUGUUCCCGCAUCACCACUGCCCUCUCCUGUCUCAAGAGCGCUACUAACACAGGAGGACUUCUCAGGAAAGAGGGCAUCCCGUGGAUAGCAGAACCCACUCAACGUGACAGUACCUCUGCUGACCCGCUGUCUUGUUCUAUGCGUGCACCUCAGUCUUACAGUCCCAACCCAAUCAUCUGGCCCCCUUCUUCUGCUUUGCCUGCCCCUCGUUCCUGCGUCUCCGUGUCUGCCCUACCCUCAACGGACUUUCCUACAAUUGUCCACAGUCACUGUGAAGUGCUGACGGACCCCUUCUCGUCCUCCCCGCAGCUGAACCGCUGCACAUCCCGGCUGCUGUCCACCCCUCCAGCCACCCCACCACCCAAAAAGUCCGGCAAGCUGUGGCCCCCACGAACUCCACCACCCCCCUCCCGCAAGCUGCUAAACUUCCUUCCCAGCAUCACCCUCACACGCAGCAAGAGCCAGAGCCAACUGGCCAACCGGAUAGAUGACCCUACACCCAGCAAGAGUGGAAAGAAAAACAAACCGCUUCUGAACGUGCAGGUAAACGGUGGAGGAAAUGGCUGGGAAGACUCACCCUCACGGUCACCACUGCUGUCUGCCCGCUCCCCCUGCAUCCUACCAAAUACACCUAGUCACCUGGGAGAUCCUGCGGCUAUAAGAAAUAAUGUUGCAUCCCACGGAAGCUCUCCGUUGAUCAUGAGGAAGGAUAUUGGUCUGGAUGUCACACACAGGUUUUCCACCAAGUCCUGGUUGUCUCAGACGUGCCAGGUGUGCAAGAAGAACAUGAUGUUCGGUGUUAAAUGCAAACAUUGCAAGGUGAAAUGCCACAACAAAUGUACUAAAGAGGCCCCUAAGUGCAGGAUUUCAUUUGCACAACUUCCAAACAAGGUCAGUUCAAACAUCAGAAGAACAGAAUCAGUACCGUCAGAUAUCAACAACCAGGUGGAGCGACCGGCAGAGUCGCAGCUGUACGGAACAUUGCCGAAGGCAAUAAACAAAAAGGACCACCCUCCAUCCCUGAGUCACCUGGACUCCAGUAGUAACCCCUCCUCCACAACCUCCUCCACCCCCUCCUCACCUGCCCCGUCCAGUCAGAGCAACCCCCCGAGCGCCACCCCGCCACCCAACCCCUCCCCUAAGGGUCACGUUGACAGUCGCUUUCACUUCCCAGCUGCCUGCUACUUUCAGCAUAGACCGCAGUUUGUCUUCCCUGACGUAUCCAGUUCCCCGCAUCCAGAUGGCAGUUACAACACUGGAGAAACAGAUCAGUUGGAUGGUAAUCUUAAGCAGACAUCAACAGACCAGAGGGAAGCUGUGGAUGAGGAACAGCAAGGGGAUGAUGGUCAGGAUCAGGAGGGAUCGGAUGAUGAAAGUGAAGGUGAUGAAGUGGAUGACCUGCCCAACUGCAAGGGCUACUGGAAGGACCACAUAAGCCGUAAGGCCAGCCAGACUAGCGUUGACCUGCGGGAGUGGGAUGUCCCGUUUGAGCAGCUGGAGCUGGGUGAGCUGAUCGGGAAAGGCCGCUGGGGGAAGGUGUGCAGGGGCCGCUGGCACGGAGAGGUGGCCGUUCGACUGUUGGAGAUUGACGGUAACAAUCAGGAGCACCUGAAGCUGUUCAAGAAGGAGGUGAUGAACUACCGGCAAACGCGGCACGAGAAUGUCGUGCUGUUCAUGGGGGCCUGCAUGAACCCGCCCCAUCUGGCCAUUAUCACCAGCUUUUGUAAAGGGCGGACACUGUACUCUGUUGUCAGGGACUCUAAACUUGACAUCAACAAAAUAAGACAAAUCGCUCAGGAAAUUGUAAAGGGAAUGGGUUACCUUCAUGCAAAGGGAAUUGUGCACAAAGAUUUGAAGUCCAAGAAUGUGUUUUACGAUUCAAAUAAAGUAGUAAUCACAGAUUUUGGCCUGUUUGGGAUGUCUGGAGUGGUCCAAGAGGGCAGGCGGGAAAAUGAACUGAAGCUGCCACGCGGGUGGAUCUAUUACCUAGCUCCUGAGAUCGUGCAAAAGAUGGGACCUGGAAACCAAGAAGACUGUUUGCCCUUUUCAAAAGCUGCUGAUGUUUACGCCUUUGGCACUAUCUGGUAUGAACUCCAGGCUAAAGACUGGCCCAUCAUCAACCAACCGACUGAAGUUUUGAUCUAUCAGCUGGGAAGUGGAGAAGGCCUCAGAACAUUACUGGCCCAGAAGGGUACAAGCGUGGGCAAGGAAGUUACGGAGAUCCUGUCCGCCUGCUGGUCCUUUAAAGUUGAGGACAGACCUACAUUCACUCAGCUGACAGACUUACUAGAGAAGCUGCCGAAGCUCAAUCGCCGGCUCUCGCACCCCGGACACUUCUGGAAGUCUGAGGAGUAUGUAUCCUAGGCUGGAUCGCUGGCAUGCUGCGGAUCCCCCUUUUUUGGAGGGUGUAGUUUAGUGAGCAUGGAAACUAACUGAUCGUUUGGAGCCGACCUGUGCAUUGUUUUUUUUAUUCUGAGCCUUCAUUUUACACUAUUGGAUUUUUAGUGUAGCGAGUGUCAGGAGGAUGCUGUGCAUGAAUUCAACUGAAUGAAUGCUGUGUCACAUUUGGUCAAGCCUGAUAUCAUAUGGUGCAGGAAAUAAGUGAUGAAAAAACGAGUGUGAGUGUUUUUCUGCUACAAAGGUUUUUGCCUGUUAUAUGAAUGACUGGUCUGGUUUGCUAAUAUGUGUGAAGCUUGUGAUUUUCUCGUUUAUUAUUCACCAUAUAGAAAUUCAGAACCAGAUACUGUUCUGGUUCAGAGGGAAGGUGCCCAUUUAUUAUGCCUGUUACGCUUUUGAAGAUGUUCAUAUGUCCAGAUAUCUGGCCUGUGGUCAGUAAUGCACCUGUUAUAUUUAAAUAAUAUUGUUUAGUCUGUGGUGGAAUGGGCACAAUCAGAUCAUUAUUUUUAUAAUAAAUAAUAUAAUGACAAUAUUUGUAAUUAUAUUGUUAAUAUUAAUCAGUAAAAACAACUGAAAAACUUUUUAUGAAAAAAGUAAUGUUUCUGUAUGUUGUUUCUGCCCUUUUUCUUGUCACUCUCUCUCAUUCUCGGAAUGGCCCGAACUGUGAUCACAUCUCUGUCAUCUGCUGUUCCUGUUUCUCGAUGUUUCCUGUAUCACCACCAACACGUCACUUUAUUUUCUCCUCUGUACUUUCCUUUCUCCUGUUCAGCGCAUGGCAUCACCACUGUCUGCGCGAGCACUGCAGUCCAGGCUUCCGUUCUCGCUGUCCCUAUGUGUACAAAUACGAGCAUUUGUCCACGGCUGCCGUUAAUAUUAGCUUGGCUGCUGCAUUCAAAGAAAGCAACUGAUUUAGAUGUCUGAUUCUAUUCCGUUUAUUUCCUGUGUGAUUCAUUGAUUUCUAUGCUUUCUAGCGUCUUACAAAUCUUGGCACUGUUCAUCUUUGUGUUGAUUUUCCUUAGCAGUUCUUAUAGUCUCUUAAGCUUUUUAACCUUUGCCUGUUCUAAUGCUGAGCAAAGCCAUUUUAGCUAAACUUUGUACAUGGAAAAUAUGCUGACAGGAUUUCCAUCCUGUUUUUAUUGAGCCAGCAGACCAUGCCAUGUUUCAAAUUCCCCUUGUGUGCCGUCACAUGAAUGAAAUGUGAUCUCCAUUGCACUUCUGGUAGUCAAGACCGUAUGCUUUUGCAAUCCGCAAACCUUCUACUGUAUUUUUACAGAAGUGACUUCCUUUUUCCACAUUGUUGCUCAAAAUUAAGAUUUAAAUAAAUAAUAUUUUACCGGAUACUAAUCUGACCUACUCCUACCAGGACAGUUAAAGAGCUGUUAAAUGAAGGGUCCUGACAAAUUAUUUGUUAUAUCAUAAAGUAUGAAAGAGAUUUUGACCCAGCAGGAUGGUGUUUAGAAACUUUUCAUGUCUAAUACCUCUCGUGUGUGUGUGUGUGUGUGUGUGUGUGUGUCAGUCAGAGUGAGUGUGUGAGUGUGUGCAUGCAGAGUUUUGGGUGAUUUAUUUGUGGUGUUAUAAACAUUGAGAGGAUGAUUCUUUUAGACUGUAGUGAACUAUUGACAAUAGUCAAUGUAGUGAACAGACAAUAGGGAACUAUUGUUUUAUUUAUUGUACAGCUAAGAUUUCUUGUAUUAUUUGUACAAAAUGUUAUGUUUCCAUCGCAAUAUUUUGAAAAGGUACUUUACUCCUGUUGUACAGCUCUUUAUAUACAGUGUUUCGGACAUAAAAUGUAAAUUUCUUGAGUGAGAUUGUGGUUUUAAUGUUAUGAAAUUAUGAAUUCAUAUUUUUGUAAAGCUUUUAUCCUCUUGUCUGUAAACACAAUGUAAUUUUAUCCUGGCAGAAAUAAUAAACAAACGAAACAUUCA